AUGUUCUCCCCACGAGCGAUUUUCCGUUUCAUAUACGGUAGUUUCUACUUCGUCCUCUGCUUCCUCCUCACCAUCCUCCUUCUCGUCACCCCCGGCGACACCAUCUACCAGGCCUUCUCGAACAACCAGCCAUAUAACAUAUGGAUCAUUGCCGCUGCUCUGGUCCUGACCCUCCUCAUCGUCUCCUUCAUCUACGCGACGCGACUGUAUCUCAACAAGACGAUCCUCGCAUCCAUCCCGAAGCCAUGGGUCCCCAUCGAGAAGGGCGACGUGAACAAGAAGGUCUACGAGAUGAUCACGGCCGAUCUCAAGCGCAGCGCCGCCAUUGCUUACGACGCGCGACCACGGAUCGAGACGAAUUUAUCAGGCAGCGACAUGGAAGAAGUGCUGGUGGAGAAGCAGAACUCCGGAAGCAGCGCGGCUAGGAAGCGAUUCCAGCUCCCGACCUUGAAAAAGCCAGCAACAACAGAAAAGGAAACGGGCAUUGCGCUACCACCACGACGACCUGUCUGGGGCGAAAUCGAACACUACGGGUGGUCAUCCCCAAACUCGAUCGACUUACCGGAUCUGCAGUAUAGCACCGUCCUCUCCGAACUACCGAACCUUAUCGAAGCCAAAGCUCUGACACUGGCGCCUCCCGACCCUUCCUCUCCUGCACAACCACCGCUCCUCGAUGCCGAUGCUGUGGCUUUGCUGCAGCGGCCUCUGCCCAUGAGUCUGCGCGACUACCUUAGCUACCUGGCUGAACUGGGUGUCAUCUCGCUUAAUUCGACGACUGCGGACUUCCUAUCCACAUACGAAUAUGCACGCUUCUCCACGCGGCUGAUAUCGAACGCCCAGUUCCGCGAGCUGAUGCAUCUGUUUGCUGCGAUACUACGCGGCAUGCGACCUUUCGAUCCCGCCGUUCUGGGAUCUAUGGACGGGCCCGGCGAGGAUUCUGACAGCGACAUCGACAACGAUGCACCAAUGGUGACCAACCCUACCACGCCACGCAGCUUGUCCCGGUCAGCAACGCAAAGCACGCAGGGCUCUUACAAUAGGAGAGAGCCGACGGCGAAUGCGCGCAACUCCUCGGCCAAUACAUGGGCUCAGUAUCGCACGGCGCCCGCCACUCCGCUGGGUACAUUAGCCGGAGCAAUAUCUAGAUCUUCGAGCCUAAACAGCUUCGCCCAGACCCGGCUGGCAUACGGUCCCGGUCACUCUUCGUCAAACGCCAGUCUGAGAUCGGGGGUGUCGGGAAGUUCUACCUCAGGCUCCGUCAUCCGCCUGGCGACGCGGACAGACUCGACAGACUUGCCUUACAUCCUCUCAUUGCGGGAAACCAGAACCCGGUGA
Colletotrichum higginsianum IMI 349063 is the source of this 1335-nucleotide messenger RNA. RefSeq names its product Sucrase/ferredoxin domain-containing protein. The record is from RefSeq and is a predicted model, not a curated record. The coding region runs from base 1 to 1335 and encodes 444 amino acids. The transcript has a single exon. NCBI's taxonomy places the organism in Eukaryota, Fungi, Ascomycota, Sordariomycetes, Glomerellales, Glomerellaceae.